AUGGCUUUCGGCACCGGAAAGGAUGAACUGCGAGUACCGAACACGACGUUCGGGAUGGCCACGUAUCUCUCUGCUGACAUGACAAGUCAAGCGAACUUUGACGGUAUCCUCGGGCUUGGCUUCCAAUCACUUGCUGUUAAUAAUAUUCUACCGCCACUGAUGAACGCGCACGCUCAAGGGCUCCUCGACGACCCGGUAUUCACGGUGGUUCUUGGACACCGUAACAACGACGCGGGCCCUGCCGGGCAGAUCACCUACGGAGCCAUCGACACUGAGUCGUGCACUUCCAACUUUUCCUGGGUCCCACUGAGUCGUGCUGCUUACUGGCAAUUUACGGUGUCGAAAGCCAGUUUCGGUUCGUUCAGCGGCGGUCCCUACGAGGUCAUCACCGAUACGGGCACCUCGUUCAUCGGCGGUCCCGUCGAUGCCAUUACCGCUAUUGUAAAAGCCCUCGGGGCUAAUUAUGACGACCAAUAUGAUAUGUAUAUGACCAGCUGUAGCGGCGAUUUUCCGGAUUUAGAACUGACGAUUGGUGGCAAGGUGUACAGCGUGACGCCGAAAAACUAUCUGCUAAACGAUUUUGAUGGCACGACCUGCGCGGCCGCCUUUUUUGCCUUUUCAGAG
This is a messenger RNA of Mesorhabditis spiculigera, 624 nucleotides long. The record is from the annotation of a GenBank genome assembly. Lineage: Eukaryota; Metazoa; Nematoda; Chromadorea; Rhabditida; Rhabditidae.